Messenger RNA from Protopolystoma xenopodis, 354 nucleotides. The record is from the annotation of a GenBank genome assembly. NCBI's taxonomy places the organism in Eukaryota, Metazoa, Platyhelminthes, Monogenea, Polystomatidea, Polystomatidae.
AUGUACACUCUCUUUGUGGGCAAGCUAUGGGAAGAGCCCACAAAGAAAUGUAGGAUUGAGAAUACGGGCCAACCCAAUCUUCACAGUAUCCACACCUGGGGUCAAAGCAAGUGCCCUACCGGUCUGUCCGCCGAUUUCUCUCCACUUUUCUCUUCCACUGCCCACUCCGUCAUGGCGAUGAAUGCCCCAUCGUUCGUGCUUUGUCUUCCACACAAUCCUCUCCAAUACGCACCUUCAUUAAUCAGCCAGUCCUAUCCAUCCCGAAGGACAUAUCAGCUCCUCACAAAAGCCACUUCCGGACCGACUGUGUCCACUAUCGCCUUUAGACCAUCUCCAGAUCCACGUUCCUCGUAA